CUAUUUCCUCAAACAUUUUCGUACUCAAUAUCACUUCAUUCUCUUCUUUUCGUGAUGAAUUGUCCCUCACGUGCCGAUCCUUCUGAUACAGAGGGCUGGAAUCAGAGCCCAAAUACUACCCUCAUUGCUGACGCAACGACCAGGGCUGGCCUUAACCACAGUCAAGCUGCUAAAUUGCAAAGACACCAUAAAAUAGGCCCUACGGAUGCAAUCGCAUCUAGUAUAGAACCGACCGAACUCCAUACAAUUGACGGAACAGACAGUACAGUUAAGUCGAAGGCGUUCGAUGGCCAGGGCAACGAUGUCAUUGGUAAAGGCAAACGUUCGGGAACCAUCAAUGGUGACGCACCUGGCAACCCAGACAGGAAUUCUGACAGCGUGAUUGGCACCUGGCGUACCUCGCUGCGUGUGCUCACUAGAAGAGCUUCGAACAUGGUAGUCAAAUAUACGAAAUUCAUCGGACCUGGUUUCAUGGUUGCCGUUGCGUAUAUCGAUCCUGGAAAUUACGCGACCGAUGUUGCUGCCGGUGCUUCUUUCAGGUUCAAACUUCUGUUUAUCGUGUUAAUGUCGAACAUUUUCGCUAUAUUCCUCCAAUCCUUGUGCAUCAAGUUAGGUUCUGUCACGGGAAUGAACCUCGCUGAGAAUUGCAAAGCAAAUCUCCCGCCAUGGCUUAACUAUGUCCUCUAUGCCUUUGCAGAGUCCGCAAUCAUUGCAACCGAUAUUGCAGAGGUUAUUGGCACUGCCAUUGCUCUCAAUCUACUCCUUGAUGUCCCUCUCGUUGCGGGCUGCGCUAUAUCCAUUGUCGAUGUGCUCAUCAUUCUAAUUUUCUACCGUCCUUCUGGCACAAUGCGUGCUCUGAGAACGUUUGAGAUCUUCGUAAUGCUCCUAGUCAUCGGAGUCGUCAUUUGUUUCUGCUUUGAGCUCAGCAAGAUUAAAGCACCUGUUGGAGAUGUUUUCCGCGGAUACUUACCCUCUUCUACAUUAGUAAAGUCACAAGCUUUGUACCAAUCUUGUGGUAUCCUUGGAGCUACUGUCAUGCCCCAUAGUCUUUACCUGGGAAGCGGCGUUGUCCAGCCGCGCCUACGCGAAUUCGAUAUGAUCAACAACACAUCAAGGACACUGGAGACGGACUCUGUUGACGACCGAAUCAAGUACAAACCCUCUUUGGCCGCUAUUCAAUCAUGCAUGUUGUACAGCAUUGUCGAACUAGCAUUCACUCUCUUCACUUUUGCUCUUUUCGUUAAUAGCUCCAUCCUGAUUGUUGCUGGUGCAUCCCUCUAUGGCCUCCCCCAAGCCGAUAACGCGGACCUCUUCUCGAUUCACAGCCUCCUCUCUCGGUCCAUUGCGCCCGUUGCUGGUACCUUGUUCGCAUUGGCCUUGCUACUGUCAGGUACCUCGGCGGGUAUUGUAUGCACAAUCAGUGGUCAGAUGGUCUCUGAAGGCCAGCUCAACUGGUCACUCAAGCCAUGGCUCCGUCGCCUCAUCACCCGUUCAAUUAGCAUCACGCCCAGCAUCAUCAUUGCCGGCUCGGUGGGCCGCGAAGGGCUUGGUAAAGCGCUUCAGGGUUCUCAAGUGGCGCUGAGCGUUAUUCUACCCUUUGUCAGCGCUCCCUUAAUCUGGUUUACCUGCCGUGAGAAGUACAUGAAAGUGGACAUACUCGACGAGAAUGGGCCGGUCGGGACGGGAGAUGAGGGGGAAAGACAUGUUCAGAUGAACAAUGGCUGGGUUAUGACGAUUUUUGCACUCCUGAUUUGGGGUGUCAUUGUGGUUAUGAAUGUGGCGCUCUUAGUGCUCGUCGGUCUGGGUGUUGCUUAAUCGCACACGUGAAAAGUUCUUAAUAUCGUAUAUGUUGUACGAGAGUAAUAUCAAAGAUGAUCUGAAGUAUGCGGG
This is a messenger RNA of Aaosphaeria arxii CBS 175.79, 1890 nucleotides long. RefSeq names its product natural resistance-associated macrophage protein. The transcript is spliced from 4 exons. NCBI's taxonomy places the organism in Eukaryota, Fungi, Ascomycota, Dothideomycetes, Pleosporales. Gene Ontology annotation, cellular component: membrane. The record is from RefSeq and is a predicted model, not a curated record. Gene Ontology annotation, molecular function: cadmium ion transmembrane transporter activity; manganese ion transmembrane transporter activity. Gene Ontology annotation, biological process: intracellular manganese ion homeostasis; iron ion transport. The coding region runs from base 55 to 1815 and encodes 586 amino acids.